AUGUCUGACAGGCGGGAUUCAGAAAAAGAAAAACUCAGUGCUCUUUCUGAUGUGGCAAAAUUCAACUAUGCCUUGAAGCAGUUUCAGACACUGAUUGGAAAAACAGUCGCCCAGAAAAGGGAGGAAAGAUUAGGGAUGUACAUUAAAGAUGAGGAUGAAAUAGAUUAUGAUAAAUUUUAUGAGACAGUACAAACCCUCUUUGGUCCAGAAGUGAAGGAUCAAGAUGUUAAGACCUUUUUCAGGAAGAUUAGCAACAACCCUGAUGGAAGGAUAGAAUGGUGUGAGAUCUUUGGCUAUUUUAUAGUAGAAGGCGAUGCCCUCGCUGCCCAGCUAGAUGAAGAAAACAUGGUUUUCCUGGUGUCCCGAAGACAGCAGAUUACAAAAGCAGGUGUCAAGAGACGAGAUGUGAUUAAGUGUAUAGCAAAGGUGCCACAAUUGGAUUUCAUGGUAACAGCAUCUCAGAAAGGAAUGUUAACCAUUUUUAACAGUCAGAUGAGGGUUCUGACAAGCACAAACAUUGCAGAUAGUUCCUGGGUUACUGGAUGUGAUUAUCUUACUCAGCUCAAACGGGUUGUUGCUGUAACUGAAAGGACUGUUGUCGUCUGGGAUUAUAAAUCACAAGGCAGCUGCCAGGAUAAUUGCUUUAUCAUCAAACCAAUGGAACAUUGUCUGCUCUGUGUUUGUACGGUGAAUUUAGGAGAUCAGCUAGCUAAGGAUGACAUCCUAAUGGGAGAUGAUGGGGGUCAUGUCAACCUUUUUACAGUGACCAGCGAUGACUUUGGACUAAAGCAAUCCAAAGCCAAAAAGAAAUCACAAUUGCAGAUCCUGGACUCCAGGAAAUUCAAGAAUAUUAAACGAAAACUCCAUGAUGACUGGGUUGUGAAGGUUAAGUUUAUCUCUGCCCUGAAUUGUUUUGGAUCCUGCUCCUUAGACAGUGUUCAUUCGUUCGUUUUGGAUGACUUAAAGAGACUAGAGGACAACCUACCUGUCAGGGAGUUUUCUGUCCCAAGAGGAGUUAAUGCCUUCACAUACUGUGGAAAAGCAAAUAUCAUUGUUACUGGGGGUGAUGAUAAAGUUCUCCGCUUAUGGCAUCCCAAUAUAAACACCAAACCAGUGGGCAAGUUGUUGGGACACUUAUUUAGUGUCAUGGAGAUUGUCACAAAUGAAAAAGAUCAGCACAUUAUUAGCCUUUCCACUGCAAAGGUUUUUAGAGUGUGGGAUAUACAGACCCUUUCGCUGCUGCAGGUCUUCCACGAUAGUCAGGGGAAGGCUGGAGAAAUGCAGAUCUAUGCCAUGAUAUUUGACAAUAACCAUGGCACGCUUAUUACAGGGUCAUCAGUCAUUGAUAUUUAUCCUCUAACCCGGAUGAUACAAGACACCAAACAGGUUCCACAAACGCAUGAAAGAAACAUCAACGUACUGGCUUACAACAGGGCUUUUCACCAAGUUCUCACUAUCUGUGCUGAAUCUAUUGUGAAGGUCUGGGAGCUAGAAUCUGGGCACCAAAUCUACCAGAUUGAAGAUGCCCAUGGGCCUAAUAUUGAAUUGACCUGUGCAGCAAUUGAUAAAAAUGGGUUUCACCUUGCUACAGGAGCCUGUGAUGGAACAUUGAAAAUCUGGGAUUUUGGAAGUGGGCAGGAAAUUAAAGUUUUGUCUGUGGCAAAUGACAGCAAUGAUGAGCAGUGGCUGUUGCAGCUAGUUUAUCUGAAGGCUAGUGAGAGUCGGCAUGUGAUCCUUGCUUUGGAGCACAGUGGGAAGAUCAAAAUCAUUCAGGGCAAUGAAGGUGAACCUCAUCUGACUGUUACAUGGGAGCUUCCUGAGACUGUGUUACUUAUUCUGCAAGAGAAUCCAGUCAUGUCUCUAUGGCUGAAACCCAAUGCCAGGAAAACAAAUGGAUUUUUUCCAGAUGUUCAGCUGUUGUCUGACGCAGGUCCUAAGAGAAAUGAUGAAACCCAAAAUUUACCACUGGGUGAAGAAAUGAAGUGCUUUGAUGUGUUAAAAGUAGAAGGAUACAGCUUGAUAGCUACUGGAAAUGCACAUGGUGCAAUAAUCUUGUGGGAUUUUGAAUCUGCCACUGUCAGAUACUUGGAUAAAACUUAUCAGGCUGGUCAAAAUGCUAUCGCUCAAGUGUCUGGAGUCAAUGCUGUGCUAUUCCUUUUCCGGAGUGCUUUCUCUUUCAGAAAGGUGAGUCUCUCCUCCUCCACCACUUCAUCCCUUGCAAGUGAUAUGAUGGCCACACAGGGUGUAGAAGGAAGCCACUUGAGUCUAAACAAGGAAGAUGUAAACAAUGGAGAGUCUUCAGCAACAGUAGAAAGGGAAGAGACAACCAACGAGAAGGAUGUGCAACCCUCUGACACCAAAAAAUCAGCCUCUGGCUUCUCCAGAAACAUAGCUGGACAUAUAUGCUCACCAAUACUGGCAUCUGCUCAUGAAAAUGGCUGUGUCUAUCUAUGGACUAUUGAGGGAGAUUUACUCAGACAAGUUUUGCCCUUCACAAAGCACCCUGCAAUUCCUCUGACUGCUCUGUGCACUGAUAUCUCUGCUAAAAUGCUUUUAGCAGCCACCAAGGAAGGGCAUAUUAUGCGCUGGAAUACUGGCUCAUUCCUGGAAGAUCCACAAGAUGAAAAUAAGCAAAUAAAGCAGCAGCUCUGCUGGCGAGCUCAUUCCACCAAAGUGGUCAGCCUAUUCUACGAGGAGGAGAAAAACUUGGUAGUGACAGCCUCUGUGGAUGGUUCUGUCAGGCUCUGGCAUGCACCAACCGGACACUAUGUUGGUUACUUUGGACAGCGCAGGGUGUUUGAAUUAUCAGAAUCCAGUGAUUUGAUUUUGCCCUGUGAUGUUAAUGAAUUUCCCAUUAUAAUCAAAGAAGACAGCAAGUACAUGGAAAAGAAGCAGAAGUUUGAAUAUCCUCUAAUACUGGACAGGAAGAAGUGGAAGUCAUUGACCAAAUCAUCCUUACUUUUAAAAAAGCCUAGACCCUUUGAAGUGGAUCAGGAUUUCAAGUUUUUCAAAGCUCUAGCUUCUCCUAAGGUUAAUAGACAACCUUUGGAAAGUUUCAAGUCAGGAAACAAAGAGGCUGGUGUUGUGUUUGGGUCUAUACCUAUAUACAGGGUUCUCAGUAUAACAAGUCACAAACCUCUUCACCAGUUGGGGUCAAAAGAGAAGCAAGACUCAGUUGACACUAUCUUCAAAAGGAUUAAACAUCAUACACUUUAUGAGCCAUCACGUUUAUCCAAGAGAAGAAGUGCAAAAAAUAGCCAGGUUCCGGCAGCAAAUUUGGUCCAGUCCUUUGUCCCCUCCAUUUCCUUCCAAGGUGUCAAACUCUAA
Molecule: messenger RNA, 3327 nt
Organism: Gopherus evgoodei (Goodes thornscrub tortoise)
Lineage: Eukaryota; Metazoa; Chordata; Testudines; Testudinidae
Gene: WDR64
Product: WD repeat domain 64
Exons: 29
Coding region: 1-3327 (1108 amino acids)
Molecular function (GO): protein binding
Source: RefSeq, a predicted model, not a curated record